AUGGUACCAAUACAUACCUUAAAUAGUGGAUCUACUGUUGCCGAAAAUUUUCAAGGUCGUGGAUAUAAACUAGAUAGCACUAGAGAACGUGAGCUUGAAUCUGAACGUAAUGAGUUACUCAUUAAAACCGAAUUUUUUGCUAAUAAAUGUUCUGAUUUUAGAAAUGCCAAAGUGCUUGCAGAAACACGAUCAGAUGAGCUUGCAAAAGAGUUGAAAUCAAAAAAUGAAAAAAUUUUACGUCUCCGGAAAAAGUUAAAUCGAACCAGCGAUAUCAAAAUACAAAAUGACACGGAUAUAAAACAAUUCAAAGAAGAAAUCAAACAACUCAAAAAAGAAAUCAAACGGUUACAGAGUAAAAACACUAAUCUUGUAUCCCAGGAUUCUCUUAAAGAACUUUCUUUUACUAGAUAUCAAACCAAGUAUUACAAAAAAAAUGAAAGAGGCGAAUUAUCUCCAAUCUAG
Molecule: messenger RNA, 462 nt
Organism: Entrophospora candida
Lineage: Eukaryota; Fungi; Glomeromycota; Glomeromycetes; Entrophosporales; Entrophosporaceae
Source: the annotation of a GenBank genome assembly